CGACUGAUAAUACUUUGCAGGCAGCAUUGAAGGAAAAUUACAUGUUCAGGUUUUGUCUCAAAGAUAUAUGCGCAGGUAAUUCAACGGACCUCGGACAUUCGCCCACGUUUUACUAAAACAAAAAUGGCUAGAUAUGAAUCACCGUUCAAAUGCAAACCGUCGAAGUUUUUGCUCUAUCUUGUUGUGACUCUGUGCGUCGCAGUGUCUUGCCACCAAAGACGUCCGAGACUGGUUUCUCGGCCAAGCAAUCCCUUGAUUGGCAAAAGCAAUGGCAAUGCUUCGUUUAACUGGGUGUUUGAGCUGCUACCCACAGAGACAUGGAACGAGAGCAUAUACGAACUGAGCUUCGGGCUCUGGAGCUCUCCAGGAUACCUGAAGAAAAAACUCAUGGCUAUCGACAGACGAGGCCAAGUGCUAGUACGACCGAACUAUGAAAACAAAAUCAGCUGCCACUUUAAUAUGUCUCGUCUGCAAGUGGAAUUCACACUUCGCAGCUUAAGCAAAGAGGAUGCUAAACAUUACGGGCUUCAUGUUGAGUUUGAGUUAGCUCGAGCUCCCUUGACGGAUACUGUCAUUCUUCGUAUAGAGGAUCCACCACAGAAAAUCAUUACCGUGAGGAAUGGUGACGAAAACGGUAAGCGACCACAAAUAGCAGGUAAACUACACUUGACCAGCGGCGGAUCUAGACCUUGA
Orbicella faveolata is the source of this 693-nucleotide messenger RNA. RefSeq lists its product as uncharacterized. The record is from RefSeq and is a predicted model, not a curated record. NCBI's taxonomy places the organism in Eukaryota, Metazoa, Cnidaria, Anthozoa, Scleractinia, Merulinidae.